UGCCGUGAAACUCUGCCCAAACCACACCAAAUCAUCGUCCUCCUCCUACUCGAGCAGCUAGCCCAGUCAAUCACUCUGCUCGGAUCUCCCUUCUCUUCUCGCUCUCUGAGACCUUGGCGCACAGGAAACCGUGAACGAUCGUCCCUGCGACAGCAAGAGCAGCAAUGGCGGCGCCGAAGCGUCUCCACAACGGGUACGACCACGACGGCGACCAGCCCGACGACAAGCGCAUGCGCCGCCUGCCGUCCUUCUCGACGGUGAUCCGGGAGGCCAUGAUGCAGAAGCACAUGCAGAGCCUGUUCAGGUGCCUGGAGCCUCUCCUCCGCCGAGUGGUGCAGGAGGAGCUGCAGGCAGGGCUGAUGCAGAGCCCGCGCUACAUCGAGAGGCUUCCCGAGACGCCGCCGGUGGCGGAGCGUGCGGCGUGGAAACUGGCGUUCCGGACGCCGCCGCAGCUGCCGAUCUUCACGGGCAGCAAGAUCGAGGACGAGGCCGGGAACCCACUGGAGGUGAUCCUGGUGGACGCGGACACCGGUUCGCCGGCCUUGCUCCCGCAGCAGGCGGCGCUGCGCGUCGAGGUGGUUCCCGUGUUCGGCGACUUCCCGCCCGACGGUCGCGAGGACUGGUCCGCCGACGAGUUCCAGCGGAACGUCGUCAAGGAGCGCGAGGGCAAGCGCCCGCUCCUGACGGGCGAUGUGAGCCUGACCAUGCGCGACGGGCGCGCCACCGUGGGCGAGCUCCAGUUCACGGACAACUCGUCCUGGGUCCGCUGCCGCAAGUUCCGCAUCGCGGUACGCGCGGUCCCCGGCACCACCUGCGGCGACGGCGCCCGGAUCCAGGAGGCCAUGACGGAGGCCUUCAUGGUCAGGGACCACCGCGGCGAGCUCUACCGCAAGCACUACCCGCCCGUCCUCGCCGACGACGUCUGGAGGCUGGAGAAGAUCGGCAAGGAAGGCGCGUUCCACAGGAAGCUCAAGCGCAGCAACGUCGGCAACGUGCAGGAGUUCGUCCGGAUGCUCAUGGUGAAGCCCGACGAGCUGCGCGCGAUUCUGGGCGACGGCAUGACCGACCGUAUGUGGGAGGCGACGACCAACCACGCCAAGACCUGCCUCCCCGGCGACAAGGUGUACGCGCACGUCACACAGCACGGCACCAUCUACCUGAACUCCAUCUUCAACAUCCUGAGGGUCGACACCAGCGGCGUCGAGUGGCCGCUGCAGCAGCUCAACAGGGGACAGACGAUGAUGGUGCAGCAGAUGCUGCUGGACGCGUACGAGCACCGCCACAGCCUGCAGGAGGCCGAAGCCUUCAUGCUCCAUGGCCACGCCGCCAACAACAACGUUCCACUGCUGCAGAAUGCAGCAGCACAUGUCGCGCUGCCGGCGCCGGCGGACACCCCGCUCUGGUUCCCGAACGCCGCGGAGAUGGACUUCCCCGUCGACGACGUGGUUGUCCCCAUUCCCCAAGCCAACAACAGCUUCGCCUACCAGUGGCCUGGCCAAGCGUUCCACAUGGCAGGUUAACAAGUGCAUGCACUGGAUGGGAAGGCCCCCAAAGAAGAUGAAAAAGUGACUCACUCAAGUGAAGAAGAUCACUUGCAAGGUUCCAGCAAUAGGAUGUACAUUAACAAAAUACUGCUACGUGGUCAUAUAAGUCCCCGAUCACGAUCAUGUGUGUCUGUCUGUGUGUCCAAGUAACCGCAGGGUUUAAGGGUAGGUGAAACUUGAGCGGCCCUUCACUGCAUCGCUGGACGUGUGCCAAGCAUCCGCGAGCAGCGAGAAGUGGCGAGCAAGUGCAAGAUUCUUUUGUUUAAUUCGUAUGCUUUGUUGUAAUUUUCUCAGUUUUCCGUUCAGUCAGCCUGGUUCUUGUAAAAUGGCGUUCUGCAUGCUCUGCUCCCAAGGAUGAGUUGCAUGUAAAUGUAACUGUCAGAGCAGCGACGCUUGGGGCUGGCGAACUGGUGUGUGGUAUGCCUAAAAGGGCUUAGCAGUAGAACUGGUUGGGUAAAAACAUGCAGUUCUGCUUUCUGCUUUGACAUUUUCAUCACAAGUUUUUGUGUCCUGUAAACAUCAAGGUCGUAAUAAAGAAAGGAAACCGCCUUUUUGUACAUAAA
Molecule: messenger RNA, 2107 nt
Organism: Sorghum bicolor (sorghum)
Lineage: Eukaryota; Viridiplantae; Streptophyta; Magnoliopsida; Poales; Poaceae
Product: protein SAR DEFICIENT 1
Exons: 6
Coding region: 165-1520 (451 amino acids)
Biological process (GO): regulation of salicylic acid biosynthetic process
Cellular component (GO): nucleus
Molecular function (GO): calmodulin binding; sequence-specific DNA binding; DNA-binding transcription factor activity
Source: RefSeq, a predicted model, not a curated record